AUGGAGAACGUCGCUGUCCGUCCUGGCCGAUUACGAGCUCUUUCUCAAAUCCUUCCCCGUGGGCUCGUAUCUCUACAACAUAGACGGCGGUACCGGCUCUUCGGCAGUGCUGCGGGCUCUUCAAGUACCUCCGUCGACACCCAUCUGCCAUCCCCAUCGCUGUCGCCGCCAGCCCUCGUCGAUAGCGUGUCGUGUUCUGUCAUUCCUCCAUCCGACCCCUCUGAUGCGAUCGCCAAGGAUACUCUCCUCUUCGGUUUACAGGUCCUCGCCGAAUCUGCCGAUGCCUUCCCACCAUUGAAGAGUCUAGUUGGCGGUCUGUUGUCCAUCGCCGGCCAAGUCGAGCUCCUCGGCAGUAACAAGUCACAGAUCAACGAGAUAUAUGCUGAGCUCGACGCAUUCACUACAACGCUCGCGCGGGGUAUCCCGGACACAAAUACUCCUUCCGCAGCGCUGAAGUCAGCGUGCCAAUCACUGGCCCAGGAAGUUGAAGCGAUAUGCACCAGCAUGAAUUCCAUCGCGCGCCAACGGCUCUAUCGGAGUUUUCUUAGGGCCAAAGGGCAUUCGCGCGAGCUCCAGAGUCUCGCGAGACGGUUGAAUCUAGCCCACAAUGCUUUCAGGACAACAUUGCUUAUCAGUAUGGAGUUGAAGACGACGUUGAUUUUAGCGAGCGUUCCUCAAGCUCCUCCACGGUCACCCGGUCAAGCUAGGAUCAUGAGCUCUCUUCUGGAGAAUGAGAAUACUACCGGUUCCCUUAGGGGGACCGGCAAGAUCACCGACGAGACCAUCCUGUGGUCUCGAUCUUACAGGAUGAAACACGCGUGA
Molecule: messenger RNA, 822 nt
Organism: Peniophora sp. CBMAI 1063
Lineage: Eukaryota; Fungi; Basidiomycota; Agaricomycetes; Russulales; Peniophoraceae
Source: the annotation of a GenBank genome assembly